CGACCGAGGAUGUAACGAUAAAAACAACUCGCGUGCGUGCGUGCGUGUUCUGUGUCUAAAAGCGAAGCGGGGCACCGUGAGCCGGCGACCGCGGCGCAGCGAGUCUGUAGGAGAGCGAAGCUUCCGCCGCAGCAGAGAUGGACGGCGUGCUGGAUCCCUUCUCGGCACUCGACUCGUUCUCCUCCCCCCCUUACUUCAACGAUGACGACUUUUUCACCGACCAAUCGUCGAGGGACGGCAACUUGGAGCCGGAGGACCUGUUGGACGACGACGUGGAUUUCUUCGCCGGCCACUUGCAAGACUUCUACGGCAAGGAGGGCGGGGGCGGCGGCCCCGCCGACGACGAGCGCGACCUCGGCAACCUGUCCUUCUCGUCCCGCUCGUCCACCUUCUCCUACAGCUGCGCCGACAGCAUCGCGCAGCUGUCGCCUCGCGGCGGGCCGCUGCUGAAGAGGCGGCGGAGGACGAGGUCCGAUGUGGAGAUGCAGCAGCUGCGGCAGGCUGCCAACAUCCGGGAGCGGCGGAGGAUGCAGUCCAUCAACGACGCCUUCGAGGGGCUGCGCUCGCACAUCCCCACCUUGCCCUACGAGAAGAGACUCUCCAAGGUGGACACGCUUCGCCUGGCCAUCGGCUACAUCAACUUCUUGGCCCAACUGGUGCAGUCCGACCUGCCCAUCCGCAACUCCGGCGGCGGCGGUGGCGACGCGCACGCUCAGCCGAGGAAAAUCAUCAUCUGCCACAGGGGCACAAGGUCCCCCUCCCCGAGCGACCCCGACUUCGGUCUCCCCCCGCUGGCCGGCCACUCCCUCUCCUGGUCGGAUGAGAAGCAACUUCGGGACCAGAAUGUGAUCCGCACGGCCAAGGUCUGGACCCCGGAGGACCCCCGAAAACCGCACCACAAAUCGCUCCUCGCGGAUAUCGAGAACGAGCCCCCUUUCGGCCUGGUGGCCUAAAAACUCUCAACGCCGAAACCGAGCCAACGUUAGACGACCGGUGAGCGGAUCGGAGAAGGAAGCCUUGUCAAAACGCCACCGGACAUUCUGAUAUUGUCGAUGUUGUGUGCACAAGUGUAUGCAUGUGUUUGUAUGUUUUUUAAUUCAGACUACUGGCAAUCGUCUAUUUAACGUUUGUAAUAAUAUAUGAUGUAAUUUAAUUGCGAGGAAUGGGAUGCUAUUUAUUUUUCUAUCCUGAUGAGGAAUUAUUUUUCUAUCCAAUCGAUUAAAGCAAGCAAGAAAGAAGCCGCGCGUCUUGCGCUUGUGUGCCUUGUGUACCAAAGUUUGCAUGUGUGCGGGCUCGC
Hippocampus comes (tiger tail seahorse) is the source of this 1297-nucleotide messenger RNA. RefSeq names its product pancreas associated transcription factor 1a (gene ptf1a). Gene Ontology annotation, molecular function: protein dimerization activity; RNA polymerase II transcription regulatory region sequence-specific DNA binding; DNA-binding transcription factor activity, RNA polymerase II-specific. Bases 138 to 953 code for a protein of 271 amino acids. The record is from RefSeq and is a predicted model, not a curated record. The transcript has 2 exons. Gene Ontology annotation, biological process: developmental process; regulation of transcription by RNA polymerase II. NCBI's taxonomy places the organism in Eukaryota, Metazoa, Chordata, Actinopteri, Syngnathiformes, Syngnathidae.